Molecule: messenger RNA, 964 nt
Organism: Mangifera indica (mango)
Lineage: Eukaryota; Viridiplantae; Streptophyta; Magnoliopsida; Sapindales; Anacardiaceae
Exons: 3
Coding region: 108-491 (127 amino acids)
Biological process (GO): translation
Cellular component (GO): mitochondrial large ribosomal subunit
Molecular function (GO): structural constituent of ribosome
Source: RefSeq, a predicted model, not a curated record
UACAAUUGUCACUAACCCGUCUCCCCAAAUUGCAUUGCUUCAAUCAUGCGUUGCUUAAGGAAAAAACCAGUGUUAGGCAACAGCAGUCACUUGGCAGUGUUAUCAAGAUGGCAAUAAGACUGGCUGUGCUAAAAAGCUCCGGGAUUAAAUCAGGAUGCGCCUUAUCCUUCAUGCGGUUGGCCCACGUCGCAGCCCUUCCUGCGCCGAUGAACUCAAUUAUCAGUUCUCCUAUUGUAUCUCCACCUUUGGUUUUACCAGAUAUCUUGGAAGGAAAAAACAGCAGCGGUUUCGGAUUCCCAAGUUUCUCAUUUGGCGGAUCCAUGGAACUUAUGGCUGUCCCCAAAAAGAAGGUUUCUCCCCACAAGAAAGGCAUAAGAAAUGGACCAAAAGCUUUGAAGCCUGUUCCAGUGAUUAUUCGGUGCAGGAGCUGCGGUCGAGUGAAGUUGCCACACUUCUUUUGUUGCAGUGGAGAGAGGCGGAAGGAAGAGUGAUGGAUUAAACGAUUAUGCUAGCUGCUUCUUUGCAAUGAAGCUCCAAACAUGGUUUUGAAAUAGGAAUCAACUAUAUUAUUUUUGGAAUUAUCUAUCUAAACUUUGCCAGAUUCUAAUAGUAGAAAUACUGAUUGCAUGAUGCAUUUCCUUUUUCAUUCUAUCUUAAUGAUUUCUUCAUUUAAAUGAGGUUCUCAGCACCCACAUUUUAUAAAUUAGCUUGGUGGAUAGGAUUUUUUUGUUUUUUAUAACAAUGUAAUUCUGCUACGGAUUCUUUACUCUGGGUGGUGAUGUUUAUUGCAGAGAUGGCAUUGAAGCCUUUGAAUGACAAAUUUACUGUGAAGAAGAGGUCAUUUUUUAAUUUAUUUGCUUGGAAAUCAUUGAGAGUCCUUGAAACUUGGAUAUUUACCAUUCAUAUAUUAGAUACUUUGGUUGUUUUGUAUUGAUUUUCUCAUUAACAGGUUGUAUUUGGUUGA